AUGGAUCAAGUGAUGUUGAAAGGACCCUACACAAUUCGAAAUAUGCCCAUGUUAUUAAGAGAAUGGCAGCCCGGAUUUAAUCUGAAGAAUGAUAUGUUGCGUGCAUUACCAAUAUGGAUCAAACUCCCUAAUCUGCCGCUCCACCUAUGGGGGGAAAAGAGCCUCAGCAAGAUUGGUAGCGCAAUUGGGAAACCUGUUACAACAGACGAAUGUACUGCAAAUAAGUUUCAAUUCUCGUAUGCAAGACUGUUAGUCGAAGUGGAUGUUACCCAAGCUUUGGUGAAGGAAAUCAUUAUUAAUGAUAGAAAUGGUGCUAAAUUGGUUCAACCUAUUGAAUAUGAGUGGAAACCAAAAUUCUGUGAGCAAUGUCAACGGUUUGGUCACAUAUGUGAGGCUCCAAAACCUGUCAAAGUCUGGCAACCAAAACAGAAACAGAAGGCUGGACAUGUACGAACUGAUGAUGUAGAACGGAUGACACUAGCUACGGUUGCUGCUGAACCUAGUAGUACACCAACAGCUGAAGGCACAAAUCUAUAUAUACAGAAGAAUGCUAAUCUUGAGAACUGGACUACAAGUACUAAAAGUGGAAGGGAUAAACACAAGGGCACCCCAAAGGAUAAAGUUCUAUUAAAUUGUACCAAUGGAUUUGGUCUGCUGGGGGAUAUGGAUGUCUCAAAAAUGUUGGUCGACGGUGAUCCAUGCUAG
Lathyrus sativus (Indian pea) is the source of this 705-nucleotide messenger RNA. The record is from the annotation of a GenBank genome assembly. Lineage: Eukaryota; Viridiplantae; Streptophyta; Magnoliopsida; Fabales; Fabaceae.